AUGUGUUCGAAGAGAGGAGGUCUCGAAACCAUGUGGACGUGGUUUACUCUCCGUUCCGAGGUUUGGAAGUUAUGUUAGAGCAUGAACAGUUGUUCACCUGUGUGCAUUAACGAGGGAGGUUAACAGAAACGGUCGGUUUUGAUUUGGGCUUGUGCAUGAAAUGAGCGUACCGACAUUAGAGAGCGGGUAUCAGGUAUUAGGUCUGUUAGAAUUAGAGCAGCGAGCCACUCAGCGCGGAGGAAGCGCACGGACGCUUCUGUUGUUCUCCUCUCUUCCAUGUGCGGACGCAGGCUGGAGGAUCGGACAUCUCUGAGGAAGAUCAGCAGAGAGUUGUGGUGAAGAUGCAGCGGCGGGACGCGGCACGUCUGUGGCUGCUCUUCCUCACUGCGGUGGCGGUGUCAGUCGGCGGAUUUCCCACCAACCUCAAGAAGACUUCAGUCCGAGACCAGAACUCGACAGCGCCUGUGAAGGUGAUAGCAGAGCACAGUCAUGGCGACGACCAUCAGACUCUCCAGGACCUCCAGCAGGAGAACCUGCUGCAGACUCUGCCCUCUGGUCCGUCUACCCCCAGGUCCAGACACCGCUGGUCCCAGCACCGUCACCCGGGUGUCCUGCCCCUGCCGGAACCUGAGGAGGACCAUGAGCUUUUCAUCCUCGACCUGAGGAACUUUCCAGAGCUGGCCAAUGCAGACAUGACCUCACAGAACCCCAACAUCCAGGUGACCAUCGAGGUGGUGGACGACACACAGACUGAGACGGAGGUGGAGAUGGACCUGGCCAAGGAGGGUCAGCGUAAUGACUGGUCGGUGUCGUCCUCAGAGUGGGCCAACAGCCACAAGAAACUGUUCUGGCCACUGUUCUGGGAGUACCCGGAGCAGGCGGAGAACGAGCUGGGAAGAGCCAGUUUGGAGGAACAGUCUGAGGACUACAACUACGACCCAGAGGAGCCCGUCCUGAGUGGGGUUGGCGGCGACUGGGGCGGUCAGUGGAAUAAAGACUGGGAUGCAAAGGAUAACUACGAGUAUGAGGAGGAGUGGAGCGACUGGGCUCCCUGCAGCGUCACCUGUGGACAUGGCACCCAGAAACGCACCCGUUCCUGCGGCUACGCAUGCACCGCAACCGAGUCACGUACAUGUGACCUGGAGAGCUGUGCCGAUUCUGCGAUUUCAGUGACUGAACUGACACCCAUCCAGACGGCCAACAGCACAGACUCCCUGGACACAAAUGUAGACAGCUGUGAGAAGUGGCUAAACUGCAAAAAUGACUUCCUCCAGAAGUACCUGCACCAAGUGCUCACAGGGCUCCCCAGCUGCCCCUGCUCCUACCCGUCUGAGGCCGUUUACAGUGUCGUCAACAUCCAGGACGCCAAACUUCGCAAGACCUACCGCUGGAGAGAUGCGAGCGGACCCAAAGAACGCCUGGACAUCUAUAAACCUUCAGCAAGAUUCUGCAUCCGCUCAAUGCUGUCAUAUGAUAGCACAACUCUGGCAGCGCAGCACUGCUGCUACGAUAAUCAGAUGAGACUGAUAACACGAGGGAAAGGAGCCGGAGCGCCAAAUUUGAUCAGUACAGAGUUCUCACCGGAGCUGCAUUACAAGGUGGACGUACUACCUUGGAUCUUGUGCAAAGGGGACUGGAGUCAGUUUCACUCAGUAAGGCCACCCAAUAAUGGACUGGACUGUGCAGAUAACCCCCCUGAACAAGUGUUUCAGAUGGAACUUAAAGAGGCCAGGGAGUACUGACACUGUGGAGUUGUAGAGUCAUAAGAAGUGAUGACAACAGGGAGACGUACACGGUGGCUGGUAGCUCAAAUCACCAUUUCUCUUGUCCAUUGCUCCAUCCCGCACAAAGACUGAAAACUGAGCUACAGUAUUAAUGCAGUGCUUCUGUAGUCCACUCGCUGUGCAUGAACUCCUGCCAGCUUUGGUGCAGUUCCAAGUUUUGUCAUUGUAACCUUAUGGCCUCCUCCAUCAGUUGACAUUUCAGCAACUCAGUAAAGGGAAACUUUUUUCAAAUUAAAUGAAUAUGAAUGGAGGACAAGGACAAUUAAUACCGGUGGAAUGUUUUUAUACUCAAAUGUGGACUGUUCACAGCAACAAAACUGAAAUAACACUGGUGUUAGAACCAUUGCAAGGACAAUGAAAGUCAAUGCUGAAGUGUUGGAAAGUAUUCUCUUCUUGUCAACUAAUCCCUGUACCUGUAUGUUGCUGCUACUCUGUUGGGAUGUGCUGAGCUGAGGUGAAUGUCUCUGGUGGCAGUGGAGUGUGUGUACUGUAUGGGUGUCCGAGUGUGUGUUUGUGUACGGAGGAUGAGCUUAUUUAUUGGCCCCUUAACUAUUUUAAUCAAAUAUAGUGUCCCAAAAAAGGAAUUCCUGUCAAGCUGCUAAAGAGGAAAUACAAUUAAAUGGA
Chelmon rostratus (copperband butterflyfish) is the source of this 2408-nucleotide messenger RNA. It is a transcript of the gene ism2a, whose product is annotated as isthmin 2a. The transcript has 6 exons. The coding region runs from base 342 to 1742 and encodes 466 amino acids. The record is from RefSeq and is a predicted model, not a curated record. NCBI's taxonomy places the organism in Eukaryota, Metazoa, Chordata, Actinopteri, Chaetodontiformes, Chaetodontidae.